Messenger RNA from Drosophila mojavensis, 4640 nucleotides. RefSeq names its product daxx-like protein. The coding region runs from base 287 to 4291 and encodes 1334 amino acids. Lineage: Eukaryota; Metazoa; Arthropoda; Insecta; Diptera; Drosophilidae. Gene Ontology annotation, molecular function: histone binding. The transcript is spliced from 5 exons. The record is from RefSeq and is a predicted model, not a curated record.
AGUUAGGAGCGAAACUGCUAAUUUUAGUGUUGCCAUUAUUGCCUGGAAAUAUGGCAACUUUAUGUGACAUAGAACUCUACAAAAAGCAAAGCAACCUAGCCUGCGAAAACAAACGCAAAGCAACAAUACAAACGCAGGCGAAAUCAAAUUAUAAGACACAGACGUAAUAUAUACGUGAAAAACUAGCUGGCAACAAUAACAGUUGCGUGUGUUAAUCCAAAUGUCAAGAAAAACUAGCAAAAAGCGACGGAUCAAAUAAAAAUUGAGUGCUUAGUGUAAAUUAACUAUGACUUCGGUUAUAUAUGUGGAAUUGAGCUCGGAUUCGGAGGAGGAGGUAAAAGCACCAGUGACAGCGCCAACAAUGUUCAGCUGGUGUAGAAAAGGUCCACCCGAUGUAAAGCGACCGCGUCGAGAGCUGACAAAGGUGUCUACUUCGAAAACCUUGCCAACGAAAUUGUUGCACAUACCAAAAGCUUCUAUUGUCACGCCAGCCAGUGGGAUUAAGGUCACGCCUACUGCAACGGCAGUGACAACGGCGACAGCUGCUGGAACCGUGGUCGGGACAUACAGGUCCAUGCACAUACCCAGCGGCAUAACGGUAACCAAGCACAACAACAGCAAUGGCAAUUUCAACAUGUCCACUGCCAAAGUCACAGUCGAAAAUAAUAACAAUAGUAACAAUAAUAAUAACAAUAAUAAUGUGAAUUACAAACCAUUUAAAGUGGCAAGUGGCACCUGGUCGAAGACAACAACGGGCACCACCAUGGCAACAAUUACCAGCGUACCCAGUCCACAGACGCUGACAACAAAGCCGGCGCAAAGAUCCGGCACAGUCCAGCAAAAUACGACGAUAAAACAAAAGUCAAACCCAACUGCAGCUCCACAAAAAACUAUACUGCAUCAACUACAACAGCAGCAGCAGCAGCAGCAGCAAAAACAACAACUACAGCAGCAGCAGCAGCAGCAAAAGCAACAACUACAGCAGCAGCAACAAAAACAACAGCAGCAUAUUCAGCAGCAGCAAAAACAACAGCACCAUCUUCAGCAGCAGCAAAAACAACAGCAACAGCUUCAGCAGUCGAAGCAAAGGCCAGCAACGCCCAUCAAACAACAGCAGAAGCCACCGAUAGCUGCAGCACAAGUGCAACAAAAGCAUGGUACGACACCAACAUCCACUCUCCAACAGCAACAGAAGCUGGCGACGACAACAUCUAUGCAUCAGCAGCAGAAGCAGGUAGCAUCGGUGUUGCAACAGCAGCAGCAGAAAUCCACAGCAAUGUUGCAGGUGCAGCAACAGCAACUGCAGCAAAAGCCGUCCAUUACGAUGUCAGCAAUGCAGAUGCAGAUGCAACAGCAACAAAAGCAACAAUCUACACCAACUCUACCGACACAAAAGCCAAUUUUGCUGCAACAGCGACUGUCGAAGCCUCCCCUGCAACAACAGCAGCAACCGCAACAACAGCAGCAGCUGAAAGCACAGCCAGUAAACCAGCAAAUAAUGUUAACCAAAAAGCUGCCAGUUAAGCAAACGGCCAAGCAAACAGCGCCGCAACGUUUGCCCACCUUGCAGAAGAUGCCGCUGAACGUGACGUUGACGUCGCCCGCCACCCAACAGAAGCUGCCGCCGCCAGCCCACAGUGCCAACAGCAGCAGCACCACCAACAACAGCAGCAACCUGCUGCUGCAGAAACAGAAGAUGCAGCAGCAGCAACAGCAGCAACAACAGCAACAACAACAACAGCAGCAACAGCAGCUGGUAGCACCGCCGCCUGCGCAUCAUGCGACCAGUCAGCUAGCCAAGCUCACGUCAAUGCCCAUGUUGAGCAGACAGAAUAUCGUGCUGCCAACGCCAACGUCAAUUAAUAGUGCAGCGCGCACACUGCCCUACAAAAUGAAGACGACAAUAGCAACAUCUACGGCUGUAGUGACAACAGCUGCAGCAACAGCGACAACAACAGCUCCAACUGCGGCAGCAACAGCUGCUGUCCUGCGCAACGUUCAACAGUUUACGCCCAGCAGCAAUAGCAUCACAUCAGCUGGCGCCACGCCGCCUUUACGUCUAUUAGCCACGCCUCCGCAUUGCGCGGCAGCCCUAAAUGAGCCUCUGUUGCUCAAUUUGCCACCCACGACUAGUAUAACGCCACAGCUGACGCCAACAACAACGCCACCGCCAACAGCAACAUCAACAACAGCAGCUGCAACAGCUGCAGCUGCUGCUAAGAUUACCUUUCCGGGUGCAAGCAUUUCACCUGUCCCUAAGCCGGCGACGAAGCGCGUGCAGCCCAUCACAGUGCUCAAGAAAUCCGAUGAAGAGUGGCGGCGGCACAUAGCGCAACAGCAGCUCGAGCAGUGUCACAAGCCAAAAGAGCAGCCCAUUGCCACGCCCACCAUUGUGCUAGUCGAAUCGCCGCCCACUACGCCACCAACAGAAAAGGUGGAUAGCAGCAGCUCCGCUCCAGCUGCUUCAACAGCAACCUCAACUCCGGCUGCCGCUGCUGCUGCUCCAGCUACAACACGUCCGCCACUUGUGCCGGAAUAUGCGGCCUUGCUGCAGCUAUGCCGUGAGCUGGACAAAUCGCCGGAUAUGGAGCGAUUGAUUGACAUAAAGCUGAUGAAAUACUAUUACAGUGUCCACGAGAACUUUGUCCGUUCACGUGGUUUUCGCAAGCAAUUGGAACAGACCAUGGAGCGCAUGCGAAAUGAGCCGGACAUGAUUUAUGUGCAUCUGAAAUAUGUGGUUGAUGAGCUGAAGGUGCGACGUAAGGCCAAAGCCGUAGAGCUGCCACCUGACGAGCCGGAAGAGAAGCCAACAACAGCAGCAGCACCGGCAGCAGCAGCAGUAGCAGCUCCAGUGCCAACGCCAACUGCAUCUGAGAUUAAAAGUGCACAGCCAGCUCCUGCUGCUCCCGCGGCUCCUGCUAGCACCGGCAACAAGCGCACCGAUGAGCGCAUUAGAAAAUUGAAUCGCACUCUGCACACCAUUACGAAACGUAUUAGCGCCUUGGAGGAGGCGGAUGUUGAUUGGAAUGACGAUGAUGACUCCAGCUAUCUGCAGGUGGAGCGCUACAAGAAGCGCGCCUGCCAGAUCUAUGAGAAAAUCUGUGAUUUAACCGGUGAAAGUAAGAGCGCCCAUCGCCAGAUGAAGCAGCCCAUAGUAUUUAAGGAUACGCCAUAUCCACAAUUUAACCGCACACUCUCCGCGUUCGUCAAUCGCAUGCACGAAUUUCCCGAUUAUCAUGAUGUACUCCAGCUGCUGGAGCACUGCAAUAAGGAUAAGAAUCUGGGUUUGGCUACAUUCGAAAUGAAGCGCAUAGCUCAUGACGCCUUCGUUAAGGUGGGUCGCCUGCUGCAGGCGAGGCGCAAGACUGAUCUCUAUGAGACCGUGACUCAUUUUACGGCCAAUGCCAAGGAUCCGGCUGCCUCGGAUGCAACCCUGCUGGCUAAGCUGAAUGAGAACAACAAAAAGCAAACCAAAAUCAGCGACAUUCUAGAAAAAUUUGCUCGUGAGCAGGAUCUCACCAGCGAGGAGCAGCGAGAGGCGAGACUAAAGGAAAAACAAGCUGCGGCAGCCGCUGCAGCUGCUGCAGCAGAAACAACAAUAACAACAACAGCAGAAGCAGAAGCGGCAACAACAUCAGCAGCAGCUGGAGAGGCAGAUUCUAAGCAUGAAGCUGUUGCAAAUCUGGACGAUGAGAAGCCCUGCACCAGCGCUCAGGCACAGGCGCAGGCAGCCCAACAAAUCGACUUAACGAAUGGCCUAGAAAGAUGCGAGAGCGACAGUGACGAGGAGGAUGAGGAUGAUGAGGACGAUGAUGAAACGGACGAGGAUGUGGAUGCCUUUGUUGAUAAUUUUAAAGCAAACGGCGAUAUUAGCGAUGUUGAAUCCGAUACGGAGGCAAAUGCAGCACCAAAGACAUCUGCUGCUGCCGCAACGGCGGCUGCUCCUGUGAUAGUUAAUAAUGUAACGAGAGUCAAGACUACUGCUACUAAUGAUAAUAAUAAUGCUGAUGAUAAUGUUGAUGAGAGUGCUUCAGCAGAGGCUGCCAAGGCGUUGCCCAACGGCAAGCUGAAGGAUACGCCUGCUGCCCAGAUACUAAAGGUAAUUUCCGUUUCUAGUCUAAAUGCAACUGUAUCUACAACCAGCAACAAUAACAACAACAAUAGUAAAAGCAACAACAAGAAUAUUAGCAACGCAGAGCAGCCGCCGCAGCAGCAGGAGCAGCAGCAGAAAAACCAGCAGCGAGAAAAGCAACAGAUCACAGAAAUUAUCAUUUCGGAUGAGGAGUCAUAAAUGUUCCUCGUCCUUCAUUUCCCAUCAUCAGCAUGUUAGUUUAUGUUUUCUUUAGUUAGAAUUUAUUUAUUUAUCUCAUAUUGCGCACAAUUUGUUAUACUUCCAUAUACGAUAUAUUAAUUGUUUUCAAUUAUAUUUGUAUUCUAUGUAUCAUAUAUAUAGAUAUUUAAAUUUAGUUUCCAUUAAUUAUACACAGCACUUUGUGGAUGCUGUUUAAUAACUGUAACUUUUUUAGUGCGCAACAAAAUGCUUAGAUAGUGUAUAUAUGAAAUGCAACUACUAUUACAUUUAAGUGUAUGUUUUAAAAAAACACUAAUGGCAUAAGAAAUAAAAUGAAAAAAUCAAAUUA